Varanus komodoensis (Komodo dragon) is the source of this 3793-nucleotide messenger RNA. It is a transcript of the gene LTB4R2, whose product is annotated as leukotriene B4 receptor 2. Gene Ontology annotation, biological process: complement receptor mediated signaling pathway; phospholipase C-activating G protein-coupled receptor signaling pathway; positive regulation of cytosolic calcium ion concentration. The transcript has 2 exons. The record is from RefSeq and is a predicted model, not a curated record. NCBI's taxonomy places the organism in Eukaryota, Metazoa, Chordata, Lepidosauria, Squamata, Varanidae. Bases 362 to 1495 code for a protein of 377 amino acids. Gene Ontology annotation, cellular component: plasma membrane. Gene Ontology annotation, molecular function: complement receptor activity; leukotriene receptor activity.
GACAAGAAGAGGAGGACAACAGCUGUGCCCAAAGACAGGGAAGGAAUACAGAGGCAAGCCAGGAUCUUCCUGGCACGGAGAUCUUUGGGUGUGGUGCUCCUUCCCCCAGCAAGUUGAAACUUGGAGGUCCAGCCGAGAAGCUGGGGGUGUGUGCUCAAAAGCCCGCCUUGCCUGCCACUCCUUUCACCCACAUUGCUCAACCUCAUUCCAACUUCCAGUCUGAACGUGCAGAGCAGCAGAAGUAGUAAUAGUAAGAAUGCUCCGGCAUUGUGAAGGGAGAUAACACUUGGCUUCCCAGUGAAGGAUGUGAAGGGUCAGAGGCAGCAGAAGUUUUCCAGAGCCUGAACCAGACGUGUCUCCCAUGGCAUCCCCCACUCUUUUGCCCAACAGCUCCACCAAUGAUUGCAUCCACACUUCGGGAAACAGCACUCUGCUGACGUCCUCCACCUCCAGUGUUGCUGGCAUUGUCUUCCUACUCUUGGCUGCCCUCAUAGGGUUGCCCGGGAACCUCUUUGUCAUCUGGAGCAUCCUCUGGAAGAUGAAGCCAAGCCAUCGGUCAGUCACCUGCCUUCUGGUUCUCAAUCUGGCAGUGGCUGAUGGGGUCGUGCUGCUUCUUACUCCCUUCUUCAUCCUCUUUCUCAUCUUCAAGAACUGGAUGUUCAGCCUAGCAAUUUGCAAAGGGGUGUACUACCUCUGCUGCAUCAACAUGUUUGCCAGCAUCUUCAUCAUCACCCUCAUGAGUGUGGACCGAUGCCUUGCAGUCAGCCAACCCUACUUCUCCCAAGCCAUCCGCAAGAAGAACCUGGUGGUCAAGAUCCUGGCAGGGAUUUGGCUGGCAGCCAUCUUGUUGUCCAUCCCAGCCUUUGUUUUCCGCCAGGUUGUGAAGGAACCUUUGCAGGGGCGUUACAUUUGUGAGCCUUGCCAUUCCAGGCCAAGCUUGACCAUCCUGCAUUUCACCUUGGAGACAGUGGUGGCCUUCAUGAUCCCAUUCACCAUCAUUGUUGGGUGUUAUUCCACCAUUUUGGUACGCCUCAGGGGAGUGAGAAGAAGAAAAGGGGCUCGGACCGAGAAGCUCAUUGUUGCCAUUGUGAUCUGCUUUGCUGUCCUCUGGAUGCCUUACCACAUCAUCAACAUGCUCCAGGUGGCAUCAAACAUGGUAUCUGGGAGGAGGGCUGAACGGUUGGGGCAGGCCUGGAAAAGUGGGCGAGCAGGUGCCACAGCUUUAGCGUUCCUGAGCAGCAGCAUCAACCCUGUGCUCUAUGUCUUUGUGGCUGGGAACCUCAUAAAAACAUCUGGAGCCAACUUCAUUGCCCAAUUCUUUGAGGGAGCCUCGGACGGUCUUGGUCGGAGGACCCAUUCCCAGAGAAAUCUGGCUAAAGACUUGGUUGCACCAGCAGGAGCUUCUGUGAACUUGGGAGAUCAUGACACAGUCAGAAGGGACACCCAGCCUGAUUUGGGUGAUGGCCUAAAAGAGCAAUUAGGAUAUGGAAACUGAAUCACCACAUGUUUCAGCAAUGCAGUAGCUGCUUGCAGGAAGAUGAAUCAGUCCAUCCAGCUCAGAACUGUCUCCCCAGGGGUGUUGAACAUCUUUCACCCUGAGGGUCAAACUAUUUUUUGGCCCUUGGAGACUCUUAAGGGUUGCAAUCCAAUGAUGGCUGGGAUGGAAGACAAAAGAGAUGGAUUCAAAAUACGUAAACAGCCAGCACACUGGUGCUUACAGCUCUUACUGCCCAGAAUCAAGCCCCAGGAAACACUUUUUGAACAUUUAGGAUGAGAAAAAAUUGCCCAGAAGCUGGGAAAGUACCAAAGAUGGGUAGGUGGGCUUCAGAAACAAGGAGGGCCAUCUGUGGAACUUCCAAGGGCUAAUUCGGGACUUCAGGCUGGCCAGAAUUGGUUCACACACCAGAAGUUCAGCACCUCUGCUCUGUGAUGGUUGGGCACAACCCACUGGCACUUCAGUCAGGGGACUUCCCCAACCAACCUUGAAAUGCUGAAGAAUGAAUUUGGGACCUUUCAUAUGCAGAGCAUGUACCAUUUCGCUGAUCAACAGCCCUUACAUGCCAAAUGCGUCUGCUUUAACUGCUUGGCAUAUGGAAAUUGUGGCUUCUUGAGAAAGCGCCAAGGCUGCUAAAUGACUUGAAUGACUACCUUUUUGUCGCACUGUCGGUCUCUGAGCCCGCUUCAUUGUGAAACUAGUUCUUCAUACUUCGCCUCCUUAUGAGGUCGCAUUUCAGUCUUGGAACUUGGGAAAAUAACAGGUGACUUGGAUCAUGCUCACAGCCAUAGUGGUUUAUAAACCAGGGAACACUUGGAGUGUGUCUGAACCCAGCAGUAGGGUCUAUUAACUCCUCUGGAAGUGUUCAGAGAGCAUAAGACACCCCUGGCUUAAUAUCCACCUUGAGGGCACAGGUCAGGAGGGCUUGGCCCCUGAGCAUUAGAUGUUGCAAAUACCUUAACUAAACUAACAAACGUUCCCAGGGUGAAAUGUUAUUUUUGAAUCUUCAUGCUAAUUUAUACUUUCACUGUAAAGCUUCCCUCCAUCCCUUUUUGACAAAUUCUGUGUGUUGUUUGUAUCCCUAUGGAACAGCCCUCUUCAAACUGUUGACCAUCAGGCAUGUAGGACUAUAACUCCCAUCAUCUCCUACCUAGCCUAACUGCCUGGGAGUUUCAGAUCAAGACCACGGGUCGAGGAAAGCCAGUGCACAGAAUAUGUAAUCCUGUCUUCAAUGAGCUAAAAUGGACCAGGGUGUGUCCAGAUGGAAAGACGCCUCUAAAUCUCUCAUGGCAUUUUUAUCUGCCUGCAUUCAUCAUCUUCCGCAAAUGCCCAUUUUCAGAAGUGAGAGCAACAAGUCUGCUCUCGUUUUCUGAAAGCAGACAGAUCUAGCAAGCCACCCUCCGCAUGGAGAACUCCAAUCUAGCCCGGACAGCCUCCUCUCCACAUUCCACAGAGGACUGCUGCGCAAGAGUGAACGUGAUUUAAGGUCUGUAGUACAUCAAUAAAUGUUGUCUGCAGGCUUUUUUGUGGGGAUGGUUGCCAUGAACUCAUAGCUUUCUUUUAAAACUAUUGAGAAAUGUUUGUUUGAUGUUUUAAUGAAAAAAGGCAGCCAACAUCCUCAGAUCUCUUAAGCCAGGCAAAAUGUGAUGAAGGGUAUCAGAAACAAAAGCUUGAACAGAUACUAUUAUCUCUGAUAGAUGUACUUCCAUUCUAAGCUGGUAUUUCUUAAAAGGGAAAUAAAUUCAUGGAGGAUGUGUCUAUAUUGGUGGCUGUGUGCCUUUUUAAUAUUUUAAUUCUCAAGGUUCAUGUACCAUUUUUUAUUUUUAUGCAUCCUGAACAGCCUGCAAUCAAAUUUAAAGGGCACAACAGAAAGGCUAGCUCAGAUUUCCAGAGGCAGAAGCAGUAUAUUUUCAAUCCCAGAUGUUGGGGAAAGGACACCUCUGGUUUAUAAGCAACUGCAACUUGUCAAGUUGUGUGAACCCAGACACUUCCCACUGAAAGUUACAACAAGGAAUUAGAGGUGGAGAUUCCCAGCAUCUCUCACUGUUUCUUGCCUUCAGGCACUUCUUUUGGGCUUCCCAGGGACAUCUGGGGGCAGGUGGAGACCUCACCUCCACUCAAUACGGUGUGAAGUUCUGCGCAGCCCAGUUUAAGCGAGAUGCAGACAAACUGGUAAAGGCAACAAAGAUGAUCAGGGGACUAGAAAGAAAGUCCUAUGAGGAGGGAUCAGAAGGACUGAGUAUGUUUAGAAUGGAGAAGAGAAGACUGAGGGGAGAUAGGAGACAUUCCUCAAGGACU